AUGGAGGCGCCGGCUCACCAGUUCACCGUAGAAGCUACGAGACGCGAGGAUCCCCACGAGGAACCUCGACGUCAGCAAUGGAGGGCGGGAGCGGAAAGGGAACACCCCAGCAGGAGACAGAGAGUCAGAAAGUCAUUUUUAUUAGUUUUGGUUUUCUCAGCUACUGUCUUCGCCAUCUUGCGCAGGGCCCUGUCUCUGAGCUUCAGGAAAGGCUCAGAUGUACCUCAAGCCCCUGGGACCGGAGGAGAUAUCAUGUAUGGGGAGGAUGGCAUGCCCUUUCAUUACAUAAACAGCGAGGAUCUUUUCCCAAAUACCCAACACCCGCAAACGCGCAUGUUGCUUGUGGAGGUGUUGCGUUUUGCCUGGGAAUCCCAGCGGGCUUCUAAGGGCUUCAGCGCCCGUUUCCUUGCCACAGAUGAAAAUGGGGUACAGUUGCAAGUGGAUGCGCGGCUGCAGGAGGAGGGGGAAGACUGGCAUAUCGAUGACGCCACUGCAAUGCUCGCAGGGUACCUCGAGUCAGCCGUCGACGGGUGUGUCAGUGAAGCUCUAGAUGGCGGUGGUGCUUCUUCAGAGAGAGUAUUCAGCAUUUUUUCUGUGGUAGGCAGUGGCCGGAUUGAUUUUACUAUCCAAGCCACCGCCACUCGAGGGAGGGGAGGCGCACAAGCUGAGCACGUGAAGCAACGCAAAAGAGCGGGGACGGGGAUAAGAACAGCAGUGAUUAUCCGCCCACCCAACACUGAGUAG
Messenger RNA from Eimeria maxima, 744 nucleotides. RefSeq lists its product as hypothetical. The record is from RefSeq and is a predicted model, not a curated record. The coding region runs from base 1 to 744 and encodes 247 amino acids. The transcript has 9 exons. Lineage: Eukaryota; Apicomplexa; Conoidasida; Eucoccidiorida; Eimeriidae.